GUUCUACGCAUCCUCGCAGUUUUAUCUUUAGGAAUAUCGGUGAAUACUUACCAACAUAAGUUCUUUUCCCAAAGUUUGGAUACUGAACCAUCGCUAUCGAUUCAAUACGCUCGCGACAAGACAAGUGACGUCAUAACCCAGGAGUGCCUCAUGGAAAUGUACCCGCGCAAUUUAUAUAAAUAUCCUCUUCGUAUUGACAGAAAUGAUAUACCGUGCAUCAUUCAUUGUGUGCUAAAGAAGUUUGGUAUCAUGUCGAACGAUGGUAUAAUAAAUAUACGGAACUACUACAAGAGGGUUCAGGCGAUACAUAGGUAUGAUCCGAGGAUUUUGAUAUCGGAUGUCGGCGAUACAUGCGCUCAAAAUAUAAACGGGAUGAAUUUGGAUCACGAUGUGUGUAAGAAGGCGAAAGUUUUUAAUGACUGCACUCAGCUCUAUGUGAUUUCGUACAGAGAUCCGGAUGAAUAGUAUUCUUGUUUUGUUUGUACUUUUGUAUUCUAUUUGUAUUGUUUAAAAUUAUUUUAAGGAAAUAUAAUUUAAAUUG
Melitaea cinxia (Glanville fritillary) is the source of this 541-nucleotide messenger RNA. RefSeq lists its product as uncharacterized. The transcript has a single exon. The annotation marks the transcript as partial. The record is from RefSeq and is a predicted model, not a curated record. NCBI's taxonomy places the organism in Eukaryota, Metazoa, Arthropoda, Insecta, Lepidoptera, Nymphalidae. Gene Ontology annotation, molecular function: odorant binding.